Messenger RNA from Panthera uncia (snow leopard), 427 nucleotides. It is a transcript of the gene ROMO1, whose product is annotated as reactive oxygen species modulator 1. The record is from RefSeq and is a predicted model, not a curated record. The transcript is spliced from 3 exons. Lineage: Eukaryota; Metazoa; Chordata; Mammalia; Carnivora; Felidae. Gene Ontology annotation, cellular component: TIM23 mitochondrial import inner membrane translocase complex. Gene Ontology annotation, biological process: protein import into mitochondrial matrix; protein insertion into mitochondrial inner membrane. The coding region runs from base 107 to 346 and encodes 79 amino acids.
CGGAAGUUCUGCCUCGCGCCCCGGAAGCAAUUCCUCAGGCCGCGGGCGUGCUCCGCCUCGCGUUUGGUGUGAGACGUAGAACUGAGCGACCGAAGCCGCGAACGAGAUGCCGGUGGCCGUGGGGCCCUACGGACAGUCCCAGCCGAGCUGCUUCGACCGCGUGAAGAUGGGCUUUGUGAUGGGCUGCGCAGUGGGCAUGGCGGCUGGGGCGCUCUUCGGCACCUUUUCCUGUCUCAGGAUUGGAAUGCGGGGCCGGGAGCUGAUGGGCGGCAUCGGGAAAACCAUGAUGCAGAGUGGAGGCACCUUUGGCACGUUCAUGGCCAUUGGGAUGGGCAUCCGAUGUUAAUCAGGGCAAUGGUUGUCCACUACAGCUACUCCUUCCCAUCAGUGCCAGCUCAUGUACUAUAAUAAAAGAAAUCUUUGAGUA